Mesorhabditis belari is the source of this 2388-nucleotide messenger RNA. Lineage: Eukaryota; Metazoa; Nematoda; Chromadorea; Rhabditida; Rhabditidae. The record is from the annotation of a GenBank genome assembly.
AUGUGUCGACCGAUUCGGGCACUUACACAGGCUAAAGGCUAUGAUACAUCGGAUCAUGUGCUCGCGUGUUUUGGUGGCGCUGGUGGGCAACACGCUUGUGCAGUGGCAAGGACUUUAGGUAUCCGUGAAGUGUUCGUUCACAAAUAUUCGGGUGUUCUCUCUGCUUAUGGGAUCGCAUUAGCCGAUGUUGUGGCUGAGAUGCAAGAACCAGCACAAAAAACAUUCAAUAAAGAAAACUUUCCAUUCUUCGUCAAGCGUUUUACUCAUCUUGCCAAAGAAGCUAGUGAACAGUUGAAAGCUCAAGGAUUCGAGGACUCAUCAAUUGAAGCCGAAUUCUACCUUCACAUGCGAUAUUUCAAAACCGAUUGUGCUAUCAUGAUUUGUGCCCCGUUUAAACCGGGAAAUUCUCGUCCUGAAACAAUUGAAAAAUUCAUGGAAAUUUUUCGAUCCACUUACAAACGGGAAUUCGGUUUCAUUUUGGAGAAUCGAGAGGUGCAAGUCGAUGAUAUUAGAGUUCGCGGAAUCGGGAAGAGUGAAAUCAAGAUUCGAGAGAAGAUCGAGCACUGCGAUGAUCCGUUGAAUGCGCCGUCAAUCGGGCAAAAGGAUUGUUAUUUUGAGGAUGGCCCACAAAAGACUCAACUCUACGAUUUGAAGGGUCUACAAGGGGGACAUAUUGUAAAAGGACCCUCAAUAAUCAUCGACGCUAACAGUACAAUUGUUGUCGAGCCCGGCUGUACAGCAACGAUCAGUGAUGAGGGAAAUGUGCGAAUUGAAGUGGCAUCGAUGAGUGAGAGGGAUAAAAGUACACAGGUUGACCCAAUUCGUCUAUCGAUUUUCUCAAAUCGUUUCAUGUCAAUCGCUGAACAAAUGGGGCGAGUACUGCAGAGGACAUCGAUAUCAACGAAUAUAAAAGAACGUCUCGACUUUUCGUGCGCUCUUUUUGGGCCCGAUGGUGGGCUUAUCGCGAAUGCACCCCAUAUUCCGGUUCAUUUAGGCGGAAUGCAGUAUGCGGUGAAAUUUCAAAUCUCGAAUCUCGGUUCGGAUGGAAUCCAUGAAGGGGAUGUCAUUCUAUCGAAUCAUCCAAAAGCCGGUGGAAGUCAUUUACCGGAUUUAACUGUGAUCACGCCGGUUUUCCUUCCAGGAAAUCAAAACCCAGUGUUCUUUUUGGCGAACCGGGGUCAUCACGCGGAUAUUGGAGGUCUUGUGCCUGGGAGUAUGCCACCGAAUGCCACACAAUUAUUGCAGGAAGGUGCUACAUUUGUCUCUUUCAAAAUCGUGGAUCGUGGGAAUUUCCAAGAGGAGCAACUCAUUGAACUCUUGAAUGCACCAGGGAAAGUGAAAGGUUGUUCCGGUACUCGUCAAUUGAGUGACAACAUCUCCGAUUUGAAAGCUCAAAUUGCUGCCAACAAUAAGGGAAUCGAUUUGGUGAUCGCUUUAAUUAAAGAGUAUGGUUUGGAGGUCGUUCAAGCCUACAUGCAACACAUUCAAAACACGGCCGAGGAAAGUGUCCGCGAUUUGCUCAAAAAAGUGGGUCAAAGAGUCGAAGAAGAGACCGGUCGCUCAUCGCUGAGCGCCGAAGAUUGGAUGGAUGAUGGCACGAUUUUGAAGUUGACUGUUGAUAUUGAUUCACAAAAGGGAGAAGCUGUUUUUGAUUUCACGGGAACUGGCCCUGAGUGUCUUUGGUCAACGAAUGCACCGAAUGCGGUGACUCUGUCAGCGGUCACCUAUUGUCUUCGCUGUCUCGUCGCCAGGGAUAUCCCGUUGAAUAGCGGUUGUUUGACACCAGUGAAAAUCGUGAUCCCGCCGAAUUCCCUUCUCGAUCCAUCAGAGAACGCGCCAGUCGUCGCAGGGAAUGUUCUGACCUCACAACGAAUUUGUGAUCUCAUUUUUAAAGCCUUCACAGCAGUGGCGGCUAGUCAAGGUUGUAUGAACAAUGUGACUUUCGGCGAUAACGAGUUCGGUUACUACGAGACGAUAGCCGGUGGAGCCGGUGCGGGUGAUGGUUUUGAUGGUCGUAGCGGGGUUCACACUCACAUGACAAACACGAGGAUCACCGAUCCCGAGAUUCUAGAAACAAGAUACCCUGUGAUUCUUCGUCAAUUUUCGCUUCGUCCAAACUCGGGUGGUCACGGGAAAUGGAGAGGCGGUGACGGAGUGAUUCGUCGGCUUCAGUUCCGAAAGCAAUUACAAGUCUCUCUGUUAACUGAAAGAAGAACUUUCUCCCCAUAUGGUCUUUUCGGUGGUGAACCUGGGAAACGUGGCCAAAACCUUUUACAUCGGAAAAAUCGUAAGCUGAAUGUUGGCGCAAAAAUUACCAUGGAUGUGGAGCCUGGGGAUGAGCUCGAAAUUCUGACCCCAGGUGGUGGAGGCUAUGGAUCAAAGGAUGAA